Messenger RNA from Toxoplasma gondii ME49, 1263 nucleotides. RefSeq names its product SAG-related sequence SRS29A (gene SRS29A). NCBI's taxonomy places the organism in Eukaryota, Apicomplexa, Conoidasida, Eucoccidiorida, Sarcocystidae. The transcript has a single exon. Gene Ontology annotation, cellular component: membrane. The coding region runs from base 1 to 1263 and encodes 420 amino acids. The record is from RefSeq and is a predicted model, not a curated record.
AUGGUGAGGACAUCCCUUAUAGAGCACCGGACGGGCCGGCGUGUCGUUGCCGCGCCAGAUCGUGGGUCGCUUCAGGUUUGUAUUGUCUUCAAUAUAGCGCUUUCAGCAACCAUUGCUGCGAUGAUGACAUCUCCUCUUUCGGUGGCCAGCAUGACAUCCCCUCUCUUAACUUGGGACGGCAACAAGGUUACGUGCCAUCCAGAAAAAGGCGAUGUUGAUGAUUGGAUAGGCCUCGUUCCUCAGCAAAAUGAAGUUACCUUCGCUUGCGAAGGAAAAGGCGUUACUCCGGUCCCUAAAAAUCUUGUCAAUUCAAAGAGCCGUGAGGUUUGUGCGCAGGGGAUGUCGGCAAAUGCUUGUGAGAAAGACCCGCGUCCACUGUCCGAAAUUUUAAAGGGUGCACAGAACGACUGGCUCAACGGAGAAGAUCUCUCCAGAGGGAUCACGUUCAGAGUUCCGAAGAACAACUUCCCGGGUUUACCAAGAAUUUUUCGCAUUGGUUGUAGAACCAGAAGCAACAUUUGCAUGAUCAGUCUGCAUAUUUACGCGAAGUCAGCGUACACGAGUGGCCAGGUGACUGAAUGCGCCUACGAAUCUAACGUAAGUCUGCCACCAGUCAGAAUAACUCCGGCAACCAACCAUGCCACCAUCGUAUGCGGACCAUACGGUGGAAUUUCCCCGUUGGACUACAAAAAGGAGUUUUGCACUGGAGAGCCGCACACCUCAUGCGGCCGACAAAAGUACGCUGAUGUGCUGCCGAGAUACACUGACGCAUGGUGGAAUGGUGACCCUUCGACAGCCGAGGGUGCAACGCUGACUGUCCCAAACGGCCACUUUCCAAAAGAAACACAGACGCUCAAGUUCAUGUGCCUUGAACGACUCGACACCCAACCCAGGCGCUGUGUGGUGACUGUAGAAAUAGCUGCAGGCGUGAGCGGCAGCAAGCCUUCAGGUGGAGAGUCGAUUCCACCGCAGGCACCCGGAACUGAGGGUUCGCGCAAGGAAGCCCCUAAUACGAACAAUUCUGGGGGUACUCCUACUGGUGGUGGCAGCGAUGAUGACACCACAGCGCCAGGUACCGGUUCCAGCGGCACGGAUUCUCGUGGAGAUUUAGGGGACGGACGUGAUCAAGAUGCGAAGGGUGGCAUGUCGCGUGGUAACUCAGAAUCUGGUUCGAAUGGAGGUGCAACACAGCCCUCGCGCUUGCUUGGGCUACCUUCUGCCGUGAUAGGAACUCUGGCUGCAGCUAUGUUUGGUGCCGUCUAA